UUGUCCAGAGUUAAACGCGGCGUCACCAAGCGCCACCGCCAUAAGAAAAUAUUAGCCCAGGCCAAGGGCUUUCAGGGCUCCUCGAGCCGCAACUACAAGUGGGCCAAGGAAGCAUUGCUCCACGCUUGGAGCUAUUCCUACCGUCACCGCCGCGAGAGGAAGGGCGAGUUCCGCCGCCUGUGGAUCGUCCGCAUCGGCGCCGCCUGCCGUCAGUCCGGCACCACCUACAGCCAGUUUAUGCACGGCUUGAAGGUGGCGGGUGUCGAGGUGGACCGCAAGAUGCUGGCCGACCUGGCGGUUAACGACCCUGUCGGCUUCGACAAGCUGCUCGGCAUCGCCGCGGAAGCCAAGGUCGCCGCUUAG
Geodia barretti is the source of this 363-nucleotide messenger RNA. The record is from the annotation of a GenBank genome assembly. NCBI's taxonomy places the organism in Eukaryota, Metazoa, Porifera, Demospongiae, Tetractinellida, Geodiidae.